This is a messenger RNA of Hippocampus zosterae (dwarf seahorse), 1587 nucleotides long. RefSeq names its product SH2 domain containing 7 (gene sh2d7). The record is from RefSeq and is a predicted model, not a curated record. The transcript is spliced from 5 exons. Gene Ontology annotation, cellular component: cytoplasm. NCBI's taxonomy places the organism in Eukaryota, Metazoa, Chordata, Actinopteri, Syngnathiformes, Syngnathidae.
GAAUCCCCCUUUUCUGUUUUCCCCCCUCGCUUUUUAAAGUACUGUACUGUGCCUGCUGCACACCACGGAUGCAGCAGGCACACGGAACAUACUGUAGAUAACCAGGCAAAGCCAAGCCGAGUGAUGAAGCGAUGAUAAAAUCAAACAAUACCGUUGUUAAUACGAGGGAGCUGUUUUAUAGUCAAAUGAACGCCUGUCCUUCCUUUUGAGAGCUGAUCCAAGCAGGGAGUAUUCAUUCAGGACUAGUGCUCUGUGUGUUGGUUUCAUGACAAUCGUGUCGGGAUGGAGACAAAGUCAUCUGUUGAUCUGCAUCUGGAUUCAUCUGAAGGAGGCCUGAAGGAGCUCGUGCUUCGGUGGUUCAUUGGGACACAGGCACAGAUCAUUCUGCAAAAUGGAAAUUUUCCCAGCUGGUUUCAAGGCUUCACUGGAAGAAAGCAUGCAGAGGAUCUCCUGGCAGAUAAAGCUCCAGGCUCUUUUCUCAUCCGCCUCAGUGAUAAAACCAUCGGCUACAUCCUUUCCUACAAGGGCCUUGACAGGUGCCGCCAUUUUUUGAUAACUCAAAACCAAGAGGGACUUCUUUUCAUAUCAGGUGACUGUUACACCUACUCCUGCAUAAGUGAUCUAAUAGAUCAUUAUAAAGUAAGCCCUAUCCAGCCAUUUGGAGAGUACCUGACAACCAGCUGUUUUGAGGCAAACACAGGUGAAGUGUAUGAUGUGGUGAAUUACAACAGCAAAGGGGAAUCAGGAGUAAGUGUCAAUGCUCUCCAGGGCCGUUGGGACCCGAAUAACAAGAGUAUUGGAAGGAUCCAGGAACAAACUGAUGGUGUACGCACCACAGUUCAGCCACCUGCACUGCCACCAAAAUACAGAAACAAAAAACUGACUGCAACCCAAUCUGUAGACUCCAUGUCCCUUUCUCAGGCUCCUGCUGUUCCAAAAAGGGGUGUUCCAGUGGCAUUCUCCCUUAGUGGAUCUUUUUCUGAUACAACGUCACAACCAAGCAAAACCCAAAAGGUCACAAACAGGCCAAAAAAAGAAAACACAACCUUAGUAACCAGUCAGUCUUCACAUUUAUACACUGACGCAAGCUAUCCAGGGGACCAGAUGGCUCACUCCCAGCAUACGUCUGUGGGUGGCAGAAGCAAGUCUGUGCCAGUGAUAAACAAAAACUAACAAGAUCAACAAGAGGAGGCCUACUCAAACCAGUUUAACAGUCCAUCACUAACAGUCUCAGCAUAUCAAAUCCAUGUUCCUGCCAAGAGGGUCACAUGCCACACAUAUUCGCUUCAUGACCCCACAGAGUUCUUGACACUGAGCAACCUGUGGUCAGAGGAGCAGAGGUAUGACAUGGAAUUCUUUAGGUCCAACCCGACCUCUGAAAGGCCUAAAAGGAGUUCAGUCUCUCAGAGAACCACCAUGUAUGCUGAGAUUGAGCAGAAGCCAGCAGUCAUCACUUUCCCUGAGAGCACCUACGAACAGGUCCCCGGCAAGUCCAUGGAAAACCAGGCAAACACUUAUGAGUCUCUUAAUGACAUCAAGCCCAAGAUGCCUAAAUCUACAUGGGGGAAAAAUGUGAGUCAGGUAUAA